This is a messenger RNA of Gamsiella multidivaricata, 1386 nucleotides long. Its product is annotated as 39S mitochondrial ribosomal protein L46-domain-containing protein. The transcript is spliced from 4 exons. Gene Ontology annotation, cellular component: mitochondrial large ribosomal subunit. Lineage: Eukaryota; Fungi; Mortierellomycota; Mortierellomycetes; Mortierellales; Mortierellaceae. The record is from RefSeq and is a predicted model, not a curated record. Bases 236 to 1222 code for a protein of 328 amino acids. Gene Ontology annotation, molecular function: structural constituent of ribosome; hydrolase activity.
AAAAAGCCAAAGAAGGCAGGGUGACUGGUGAGGAUCGAGCGUAAACAAAAGUAGAGGGUUGGCAAGCCACCGGGAUCCCCGCUUCACUCUUCGGUCGUUUCGCCAGCUCGAAUCGCUACUACUCUGCUCACUUUUCCACGACACCCAUUGCCACGGUCCAUUCCAUUUGCCAGUAGCAUAUACAAAGGGACAGCUCGGGACGCGGCUACUAUAUAUAUCAAGGGAAAAACCACACAUGUCGUCUAUUCUUCGCAGACAGGUCUUCAGAGCCGCUGCUGGUUCGCUGUCGACCGUUGCACGCCCCCAGAUUCAAGCUAUCCCUGCUCGCCUGACCCUUGCCGCGAGAUCAUAUGCCUCUGCCUCGGCUGCUGAAGCACCCCUGAAAUCCAAUAUCUCAACCACCUCCUCUGCGCUUGUUUCUUCCACAAAGGAUCUGAUCAUCAGUGGCAAUCGUAUCGUCGCAGGAGCCGUCGUUUCUCGUCAGCCUUUGAUCCUUCGAGACCUGUCUCCGUUCGAGAAGGAAUACUUUACGUACCAAAAGAGCCUGGAGCGUGAUAAUGCCGCUCCUUUUGGAGCAGAAUUCUAUUUCAAGAAGGGAUCGGUUGCAGAACGUCGUUGGAAGCAGCAGGAGGCAGAGAGAGCCGCAAGCUCAUCAUCAUCAGCAUCAUCAACAGCAUCAAAAUCAUCAGCAUCAAAAGGAUCAGAAGCAGCAGCAGCAGAGGAACUUACAGAGGAGGAUAGGGUCGCAGCAAUGGAGACAAAAAUCGAGUUUAAUGCCAGAGUCACGGAGGCAGAUCGCAACAACGAUAUCAAGUCGCUUGAGAGGGCUUUGCAACGGACAUUGUACCUGAUUGUCAAGAAGCCAAGAGAUCAGCAUGCCUGGCAGUUCCCUCAGGGAGGCGUCCGCGUCUGCGAGAACCUGCAGGAGGCCGCUGGUCGCGAAUUGCAGGAAGAGUGCGGAGGAAAUAUGGACUUGUGGUUCGUCGGUCGUGUACCCAUUGGGCACUACAUGUACUCGCCUCCCGUGGGCUCCAUGCCCGAGUCUUCUGCUAACGUGAAGGGCAUUAAGGUUUUCUUCAUGAAGGCACACAUCUUCGCAGGCCAAGUCCAGGUUGAUAACAAAGAGAUUGUUGAUUUUGCAUGGGUCACCAAGCAGGAAAUGAAGGACUAUGUCUCAUCAGAGUACUAUGAAGCUGUUAAGGACAUGCUUUCGGAUUUCUAGGAUGCGCCAGUAGUUUUUGCGCUGCAUAGUUGAGGGGGAUGAAAGGAAGGAAAGAUGUUCGUUACGUGCAUAUUCAGAUCGGAUGCUGCAUCUAUGGAUAUUUUCUGCUAUGUCCCUUGGACUUGUCAUUUUGUCAUUUAGAAUGGAAUAAAGAUAAUAUCUUG